AUGACGAUGUUAAGCAGGAAAACCAGCCAAGUUUGUGAUUCUUCUUCCUUUCAUGGCAACCCUCUCGCGCCUCAACAAGAAAGGCUCUACCGGGUUUGGAAGGGCAACAAUAAAUUUUUAUGUGGUGGAAGAUUAGUGUUUGGUCAUGAUGGCGCCUCCCUCUAUCUAACUAGUUUUUUGAUCGGAUGUCCUGCACUUACAUUCUGCAUCAGAAUGCUUGUAACCAUCAAUGGACAUCAACCCCAUUAUGACUAUCCUGUUUUUGUUGCGGGCCUCCUCCUCACUAUUUUGGAUUUUACUUUUCUCUUCCUCACAUCCAGUAGAGAUCCUGGUAUAAUUCCGAGGAGUUCAAGACCGCCAGAAUCAGAUGAGGCUUGCGAGUCUACCCCAUCAAUGGAGUGGGUCAAUGACAAAGGCUCUAGUAUGAAAUUACCUCGAAUUAAGAAUGUACAAGUCAAUGGUCAUACUGUAAAGGUCAAGUUUUGUGAUACAUGUCUUUUAUAUCGUCCACCGCGUGCUUCUCAUUGUUCCAUCUGCAACAAUUGUGUUCAAAAGUUUGAUCACCAUUGUCCAUGGGUUGGUCAGUGUAUUGGAUUACGUAAUUAUCCAUUUUUCAUCUUGUUUAUUUCAUCCUCAACCUUACUCUGCAUAUACGUUUUCGUGUUCUCGUGGAUCAAUCUUCUUCACCAACAAGGCAAUCUAUGGAAGGCCAUGUCACAAGAUGUCGUAUCAGUAAUUCUAAUAGUGUAUUGCUUCAUAGCUGUCUGGUUUGUCGGAGGGCUUACGGUUUUCCAUGUCUAUCUAAUUUGCACCAACCAGACAACAUAUGAGAACUUUCGUUACCGCUAUGAUAAGAACGAAAACCCAUACACCAACGGGAUAUUGGGAAACUUGAAAGAAGUGUUCUGCUCUAGGAUUCCAACUUCAAUGGUCGAUUUCCGAGCAUGGGUUUUAAAAGAUGAUGAUAGUGUCAUGGGAUCUAUCGCUUCAGAGAGUGAAAGAGGUUUCAUUGGCUCCAAGCAGAAAUUCGAUAUAGAAAUGGGAAAUAGGUUUACCAAGGAUGGCAAGAUGGUAGUUCCAAGUAUUUUGCAGAAAUUAGACUACAAUGGCAUUGAUGAUAACAUGAGGAAGAAAAAUUUGGAUGGUAGUGAUUUCAAUGAUGACUUAAAAAGGAGGACUUCAGAUCAACCGUUUAUCUUUCCUAUUGGCCAAGAAACACAAAAUUCAAAGGGGUAUUCAGCAACUCGAGUUAAUUCUGCUAGUGAUGAGAGGACACGGUAG
Molecule: messenger RNA, 1281 nt
Organism: Argentina anserina (silverweed cinquefoil)
Lineage: Eukaryota; Viridiplantae; Streptophyta; Magnoliopsida; Rosales; Rosaceae
Product: probable protein S-acyltransferase 1
Exons: 5
Coding region: 1-1281 (426 amino acids)
Biological process (GO): protein targeting to membrane; peptidyl-L-cysteine S-palmitoylation
Cellular component (GO): endoplasmic reticulum; Golgi apparatus
Molecular function (GO): protein-cysteine S-palmitoyltransferase activity
Source: RefSeq, a predicted model, not a curated record